AUGUGGCUACAAAAAUGGAUGCCAGACUUUAAGCCGGAGGAAGACUCCCCAAUUGCACCAAUUUGGGUACUACUAUCGGGCCUUCCAUUUCACUGUUAUACAUGGCAUUAUGUUAAACAAAUUUUAGGGCCUGUUGGACUGCCACUAUCUAUGGACAUUGCUACAGACUAUAGGACGAGACCAAGUAUGGCAAAGGUCCGAGUGGAGGUAGACCUUACAAAACCUCAACUGAAAUAUGUAUGGGUUGGUCAAGAAAAUGAGACUAAUCCCCUGAAAGGAUUCAUGCAGAAAUUGGAGUAUGAGGGAGUACCUAAAUACUGCAAGCACUGUAGGAGACUUGGCCACUCUAUUAUACAACAUAGAGUUGUUGAGAAGGAGAAAGAGGAGAAGCUUCAGGAGGCGACUAAGACCAAGGCAAUCAUGCCUGAUAACAAAAACAUUACUGGAGAGACUAACAAGGAGGAAAACACUGAGGCACAAAAGGAAAACCAACCAAAUAACAUGCUAGAUGAGGGAACAAGUAUUAGUAGACCUACAAAGAAGACAAAAGACUAUCAACAACAAACAUAUGCCGCUACGAACAAUGAAAAGAAAGAACCAAAGAAGCAAAUCCAGGAGCAAGUUGAUAAAGUCGUACAAACAGAGAAAGCACGGGAACAAGCGAGUCAUGCGGAACAAAGUGCUCAAGAAGAACAUGUAACAAUGAAUACACAGGCUACACAAGUAGAAGUAGGAACUGCAAGCAGCACCAAAAAAGGAAUAAGGGGAAGAAGAAAGUUCUAA
Nicotiana tabacum (common tobacco) is the source of this 783-nucleotide messenger RNA. NCBI's taxonomy places the organism in Eukaryota, Viridiplantae, Streptophyta, Magnoliopsida, Solanales, Solanaceae. The record is from RefSeq and is a predicted model, not a curated record.